AUGUGGCGUCUAGCGAAUUGUUUCUAUCGUGCUUUUCGAAAUACUGCUACUCAUCGCUAUUCAGAAGAUAUUGUUGUUCCCACAGCAGCUGUUCAUAAAGAAGAUGACGAUGAUGACGAAUCAAUUCGAACAGAAAAGCAAGAAAAUUUAAUUAAACAUAAACAUGAUUUUGAUUGUAUUGUAAAAACAACUCGAUAUGCAUUUGAAAAUUUUGAAAAAUUACAAAAAUCUCUUUAUAAGAAUUCACUUCAACAGUUGAUACUAAAACUCAAUGCCAUUAAACCUAUUCAACUGUCUAAAGUUGAAUGUACUGGCAAACAAGCUCAAACAACUUCUUCGAAUCAAAAAGAAGAAACUCUUAAUUCAUCGCUUCAAACAGAUGAAAAUUGUCUAAAAAGUCUUGCUGAAUUAAAUAAAGAAACAAUAUCAAUUGUAAAUAAUGAAUUAGCUAUGGAAGCGUUUGAAGAGGGAAACGUAUCGCUGGGUAUUGAAACUCUUCAAAUGAGUGCGAAAGAUGGUAAAAAUUCAGCAGCAUUGUAUAAUCUGGGUAUUUGUUAUGAACAAGGUAUUGGUAUUGAAAAAGAUCUGAUGAAGGCAUGUGAUUAUUAUCGUCAAGCAGCAAGUUUAGGUCAUGCUAAUGCAUUUAUCAAUUUGACACUUCUUUCAAAUCAUAUUGAUACUGAUGAGGAAGAGGAAGAUACUGACGAAAAUAUAGGCCAAACCAUUGCGAAUCAAUCUUAUGGCUUUCGUUUUUCAUUUCCAAAACAUUGUAAAGAAGAACAGUCACAAUUGUGGAAUGAUUAUGCGCUGGAUUUAUCGAAAACAAUUGUUUGUUUGUUAUAA
Molecule: messenger RNA, 843 nt
Organism: Rotaria socialis
Lineage: Eukaryota; Metazoa; Rotifera; Eurotatoria; Philodinida; Philodinidae
Source: the annotation of a GenBank genome assembly